Manis javanica (Malayan pangolin) is the source of this 4623-nucleotide messenger RNA. RefSeq names its product coiled-coil domain containing 71 like (gene CCDC71L). The record is from RefSeq and is a predicted model, not a curated record. NCBI's taxonomy places the organism in Eukaryota, Metazoa, Chordata, Mammalia, Pholidota, Manidae.
AGGAGGCUAGCGUGGAGAAGAAAGAGAAACCAGGGGGCGAGGCGCCGUCCAAUGACAAAGCCCAGGGGUGAGCGCCGGCCGCCAUCUUGUACCAGGCGGCAGGAUAUUCGCCCGCGUCCUCCGCCCUCGCGGGGGGAGGGGCGGCGGCGGAGGCGAGAAAAGUAGCGAGAGACGUGCCGGGAGGGAGGCGCCAGCAGCGGCCGCCGCCGCGGAGCCGGACGCAGGCGGGACGGCGGCGGCGGCGGCGGGCCCCGGCGAGCGCGAGCGGGCCCGAGUGGCCUCCGAUGCGAUGCGGCGCAGCGUGAAGAGGCGGCGGCGCCGUCCCGCGGCCGUCCCGGGCGGAGGCUUCAGGGCGGGAGGAGGGGCCGGACUGGAGGCGCGGGAGGAGAAGGUGGUGUACUCGCGGUCGCAGCUGUCGCUGGCCGACAGCACCAAGGCGCUGGGCGACGCCUUCAAGCUGUUCAUGCCCCGCAGCACUGAGUUCAUGAGCUCGGACGCGGAGCUCUGGAGCUUCCUAUGCAGCCUCAAGCACCAGUUCUCCCCGCACAUUCUGCGCAGCAAGGACGUCUACGGCUACUCCUCCUGCCGGGCCCUGGUCCCCGACCCUCCGCCGCCCCCCGCCGCCCGCGGCUCCGCGCGCAGACCGGGCCCGGGCGCGGCGGCCAGGAGGAGGCGCCGCGGAGCCCGGGCAGCCGCCGCCCGCAGGAGAAAGCGCCCGCCGCCGUUCGCUGCCGAGGAGAGCUGCCCCGCCAAGCCCCCGGCGCCAGAGCCCUGCUUUGGGGGCCGCACCCUGGAGGAGAUCUGGAGGGCGGCCACCCCGACGCUGACCACCUUCCCCACCAUCCGCGUCGGCGGCGACGUGUGGGGCGAGCGCAGCCUGGCGGCGGCGCGACGCAGAGCGCGUCAAGUCCUGCGAGUGAACCUGGAACCCGUGGUGAGGCUCCGGCGCUUUCCGGUGCCGCGGGCGUGAGGCGCGGCCGCCGCCGACCCUGGGACGGAGCUUCCGCCUGGAGGGAUGAACAAGUGUCAGUCGAGUGUUUACAGAUCCGGCCAGGACCCCGUUCCCUAGUGCACUUUACGGGCGAAGAAGUCACCGGAUGGUUUUUCCGGCCCCGCGUCCCCGGGAUGCUCCGUCGCCGGCAGGGACUUCGGGCCAGGUGUGCUCUCUGCUGCCUCCCCGCACCGGGUCUGUGGCGGGAGGGGACUGCCGGACCCGCAGGGGAGGUCCCUCUUCUUCCUAACCCCAGAUUGAGACGUCUCCAGGACUGUAGGGGCAGAUCCGUUUUCUCCCUUUUGGACUCUACCUCACUGGUCUGGAAGCCCUCCGAAGAAGUCAUUAUUUUUCCAAAGGAAUUUGGUUUCGUGCGUGUGUAAUAAAGCCAGAAUUUACUUGCUGUUCAUUCCCUAUCCCCCACCCUCUUUUUACCUUUUUGACUGCCAUCCCUCUUUCUGGACGGAAGAUCGGACAUGUUAUGUGGUGUUAUACUAGUUUGUGCUCAGGGUAUUCUGAAUCCCCUCAUUUUCUAAUUUUAACGGGAUUCCAGAGCUUUGACCAAGGAUAUUUUCUAAGAGAUUCAAGCUGAUGACUUAAUAGUGCAAGUAUUUGUACGGCUUUGAAAAUAAUGGGCUCAGUGAUUACAAACAAAGAGAUGCAAAGUAGAACUGUUUAAACAUUUUUAAGGUGUCUAAAGAUUUUAUAUUGAAAUUUAGUGUUUAUAUUUACUGAGCUCCUAAAGAAAAUGGUAGAAAGUUUUGUAUGGGAAAAGUUGACUUGUUAAAUUCUUUUUAAUUGAACAAAAAACUAUUGAAACCACAUGGGUUGUGACUUAAAAAAAACGAAUUCACAAGAACUACUGGUUAAAGAGAUGGAUGGAAUCCCAUUGGAAAUUAUUUGACCUCCUUGUACUGGUCUGAUGUGCAAAUCCAGGUACAUUACAAGGUUAAUUUAUUUUGAAGUGGAAAUCGCAUAGGAGAAAUGAAUGUUUGUAAACUUUGGGAUUAAACUGAUGAACAGAAUACCCUUCAGAAUUCUCUGAAGUAUUAAUAAUCUAGAGGGGUGGGGGCAUUUCUUGGUAUCUAAUAACUGGUUGAAGUUACUUUGGGCAAAAUAUGUCUCUUCCUUGUUUCUGUUGUUGGGUAACAAGAAAUGUCUGAACUAUUCUCCAUCACUUUCUAUGAACAUCAUGACAAUUGAGUUUUUUGCUCCAUGUUUUGUUCUUUUUUAUCUUAUUUCUAUUGAAAAUUAUGUAUGCAGUAACCAGCCUUUGACAGCUGAAAGCCACAGGAAUCCAACAGGUGAGCCACAGAGUACUGACCCUUCAUUUACACUUUGCUAGUAGUGUUUAUACCAUAUGGCCCCGUGUGGAAUUCUUGAUUAUCCAAGUGCCUUUGGUCAUUGGUGGCAGCAAGACUUUAAGGGUUUGUAGCCAGUGGUGCCACAGUCAGAUUUUACUGCAAUAUCUAAAGGGUCAAGUAGUGUUUUUGUACCACUAUCAUUACAAAUGUAAGUAUCCUGCCAUGGAACCAUCCAUACCAGGCUGGAACUUGACGUAUGAGAUCCUCAGUAUUCAGGUUUUCUGUCUGUUUGGCAGCCUCUUAGGAGAAUAAUGAGAGUUGUUUUCACUCCUGUGUUCUUAGAAUUCAAAUGGUGUAGCUUUCUGAAAUGAAUUCUUUGAGUUUAAUAGUUCAUAGUAGUAGUUUUGUGACUUUAAUUUCAGUAUUCUUGUUUUGUAGAAAGAAUAAAUACAUACAUACACACACACACAAUCACAUACAUAUAUAUAUAUAUAUGACUUUAUGCCAGUUUCCCAGUAAGCCUCAUUUUUAUUCACUACUUGAUACUGCAUUGUUACAAAUACUGUCACAUGAGUAACUAAAAGUGAAUAAUUACUUAGAAGAUGGAGAGUAUUAAAUUAUAUUUGUGUGAUAGGAAGCUUAUGUAAUUCACCUGGUUAUUAGCUUCCAUUGCCAAUUGUAUUUCAAAUAGCAUUUUCCCCUCCAAAAUCAACUUUUUUAGCUAAUUAGCACCUGAGAAAAAAGUGUGUAUUUGUACCACUUCACUAUUGUAUAUAGUUUUGUAAUUAUUAAAAAAAAAUCCAAUGGCCAUACUAGAAUGUAAUUUCAACAUAUAGCUCCUCUAGAUAGCUUCCCAGAGGAUUUUGAAAUUAGACUUAGCUGGGGACAUAACUUUGUUCAGCACAAAACUGAAACAACCAUUGACACCAUGCAUUUAACUGAGAUACUUAUUUUUCCUCUUAACGCCUUGUUACAUUAGUGCACUUGAUGUUGCAUAAAUGCUUGGCCAUCUGAUUUCAGUUGGAUCUGAUUGCCCAUCUGAAUUCAAUGUUACUUAUCUAGUUUAUUAAAAAAUCAUGCCCUUUCUAGUUUGUGAAAUAAAAUGUAAAAAAAUAUUUCUGCCAAGUUUUCUUUAGCAAAACCUUGCUAAAGUUAGUUGUUUUACAACUUCUAAAAUGUGAAGAAACAACUUACAUAGUUGACUAGCAUGUUAAUAAAGAAGUGAAAGUAUUUUGUGGGUACUUUUGGGCAGAAUGUGAAAAGGAACUUGGCACUGGGGCCUUUCUGGUGAGGCAUCCGUUUAUUGUCCUCUGAAAUGAGUGUGUAGCUUAGCUUGUAUAUAGAUUUUUAAAAGAGAAAUCCCAUGAUCUUUUUUCAUUCUUUUAAUUUAUCUUCUAUCUCAUAUGGCACAAAUAGAGGGGGAAGCUAGGAGGAACUUUAUCACCUUGCUAUGCUUUUAUUCAAUUUUGAACUCUCGAGUGCCUAAAUGUGGUGAUUGGCACCUCAAGUAAUCUUUUGAAAUUCCUGAUGUCACUUUUAUCCUUCCUGUCAACCAGCAACUUCUUUGUCUUGACUGAAACCGCUAAAGUCAUGACUGUAGAGGGCAAGCUUCAUUGUUGUUAGUGCAAAGUGUCUGUUGUGAUGUGUAUUUAUUUUUUCGAAGUUUGAGAAUCUUAUUGGACAAGUUGUAAUUUAAGCUGGUGGCUGACACCUAUUGAUUUGCUAUGUAUGUGCAAACGAUAGUACUAUUUUUCUGAAAACUUCAUUAAAAAUAAACAUUUGAAUACAAUAAAUCUGAGCAAUUUUGAACUCAAAGUUUUUUAUUUGAAGGAUUGCCACAGCAGUCUUUAGAUUGGUGGUUUUUAAUGGACAGAUACAUAUAAUAUUUACUUUAUUGGUAUGUUUAAAAUAUUUUUUGAUUAUGUCUUAAGUGCAUUAGAAAGCAGUUGUUUGUAAUGGAACUGCAUUGUUUCUUUGGACAGUUUGAUGUGCAUAUGAUUGAGACCUACAAUCUGGUUGUAUGUCUGCGUUUUAACUUAUUAACUGUAAAUAAAUUUUAGAGACUACACGGUGUCUGGUUUUUCUAAUGAUGUUGGAAGUUUUUGAAAUGGAUUGCAUGUGAACAGAAAGCAUUUUAAUUUACAGUGUGUUAAAUUUUGACUUUUUUUGUGAACUCCUAACUUUUGGAAGUCUCAAGAUAUGUUUUGUGCCAUUUUGGGAGUUUGUUGUAUCAACUCUUUAAUGAUCUAGUCAAUCUCCAUGACUGUACUUCAUGCCCAAGCCCAACCCAUUACCCAGUUUGCCAGCAAUAAAGACUUUUAAAAUGCA